AGUAGCAACAGCUGGGACACCCUCCCCUGCAUGCAGGCUGGGCGGGCGCUGACUGCAAACCCCUCUCUGUCCUUAACCCUGUGUGCCCUCUCUGCGCUGACAUUGGAGGUUGACACCUUCUCUUGCUCCCAUGUGUUUGCUUCCAUGCCCUGUGGGUCUGAAUGCCGCUGCCUGUCACCAGCCUCUUCCAGACUGGCUUUGUUUCCCAACAUUUCGCACUGGCAGCAAGGGAGGAGAAAAGCUGCACUUGUGCGAAAUAUCCCACUGAAGAGCUCCAGCUCCUGGAAUAGAUACCCCUAGCUACAGCCGAGGAGAAGCAGGUCAUACUGCCAGCUAAAGACUGUGCCAACCAGACCCUGGGACACACUAAAGGACAAGACAGAAGUGCCAUGUGUUGCUCCUGGGAGCAUGCCGUGUUCCUGCGGAUUGUAACGUGAAUCCAAGACUGGAUCCCGAUGUGAUUCCUCAGCGUUCCCAAAUGAUUACCUUCUGUUCAGCAAGUAUUCCCCAUCGCGCCUGGAAAAAUUGUAACAGAACGGGAUAAUUUGUGUCCUGUGUGACCCAGCUGUAAGGCGAGAAAGCUGAUCCCGCAAGCCAUUCUAUUGGAAUGCAUUGUGCCCUGCUCCGAACAGACAGCUGGAUAUAAAGUCGUGUGUCUAUAUCCGCUGCACCCCUCCUCUUGUCCUGACAGUUGUUGUCUUGUGCCCUGUGCACCAGUGUGGCUGGCCCUGAGGAUGUCCCGCUGGCUCGUAACCCUUUCCUGUCUGUGGCAGAUGCUGCUGGGGAUGGUUGCCACCUUGGAGAUGGGCUUAUAUGAUGUGGAAAGGGGACGAGAAGCAAAAUGUGAGCCCAUUCAAAUACCUAUGUGCCAGGGCAUUGGCUACAACAUGACGAGAAUGCCCAACUAUGUCGGCCACGAGUCUCAGGCUGAGGCGGCGGUGAAGCUUCUGGAGUUUGCCCCGCUUGUGGAGUAUGGGUGUCACGUACACCUUCGCUUUUUUCUCUGUUCCCUUUAUGCUCCCAUGUGCACCGAGCAGGUGUCCACUUCUAUCCCUGCCUGUAAGCCUAUGUGCGAAAUUGCACGGCAGAAGUGUUCCCCCAUAAUGAAGAGCUUUAAUUUUGGAUGGCCAGAGUCUUUGGACUGUGACCGCCUACCCAGUAAAAAUGACCCAAAUGCACUGUGCAUGGAGGCUCCUGAAAAUGCUACUAACGGGGACCCUCAAACCAAUGGCCACAACAUACUUCCCAUAGGUCCACUGCCAACACGUCCAUCUGGUCCUGGGAUCGGUAUACCUAGUCGCUGCACCAAUCCUGACAAAUUCCUGUUUGUGGAGAGGAGUGGGGUGUGUGCCCCAAGGUGCACGCCUGGUGUGGAUGUCUACUGGUCUUCAAGCGAUAAGGACUUUGCCCUGGUGUGGAUGGCAGCAUGGUCUGGUCUUUGCUUUAUUUCCACCGCCUUCACUGUGCUGACAUUUUUAUUACAUCCUCAGCGCUUCCAGUAUCCCGAGAGGCCAAUUAUUUUCCUCAGUAUGUGUUACAAUGUCUACUCCACUGCAUUUCUCAUCCGUGCUGCUGCUGGGGCCCCUAGUAUUGCCUGUGACCGUGAAGGUGGCGCCCCCUACCUGAUCAGAGAGGGCCUGGAAAGCAGUGGGUGCACACUUGUCUUCCUUAUAUUAUACUAUUUCGGCAUGGCCAGCUCACUGUGGUGGGUGGUUUUAACCCUCACUUGGUUCCUAGCAGCAAGUAAAAAGUGGGGUCAUGAGGCCAUUGAAUCCCACGGUAGUUACUUUCACCUUGCCGCUUGGGGUAUUCCAGCUGUAAAGACUAUCAUUAUACUCACAAUGAGGAAAGUUGGUGGAGAUGAGCUUACUGGACUAUGCUAUGUUGGUGGCUCAGAUCCCAGUGCCCUGACAGGAUUUGUUCUUGUGCCUCUUUCGUGCUAUUUGGUGACAGGCACCUCGUUUCUGUUAACAGGCUUUGUGGCUCUCUUCCACAUCAGACGUGUCAUGAAAACCGGGGGAACCAACACAGAGAAACUGGAGAAACUGAUGGUUAAGAUAGGAGUCUUCUCCAUCCUUUAUACAGUCCCUGCCACCUGCAUCAUUGUGUGCUGCUUCUACGAGCGUCUUAAUUUGGCUCACUGGGAAGCCCGGGCGAGGGAAGAGCCCUGCAGGACAGCUUCUGGAAGUGGCAGGCCAGACUGUACUUUGCCUGCGUCCAUCCCCAGUGUAGCAGUCUUCAUGCUUAAGAUAUUCAUGUCACUAGCUGUGGGUAUAACUAGUGGUGUGUGGGUAUGGAGUUCAAAGACUCUACAAGCCUGGCAAGGAAUCCUGUGCCAGCGUCGGCUUGGGGUGGUGGGAACCAGGACUCGAGGGAAGCCUCAAACAGGAGGAGGCAUUGCUUGCAGUUUAGGAAGCUGCCCUUACAAGCCCCCACCACUUACUCUUCAGGUGGCUAAAACAGAUCUUUUUACGGACUGCCCAACCCAUGUGUGAACCUCAAGAUGAAAAGGGGGGGUCUAAUAAGAAGAUCUCUAUAUUUCCAUCUGCAGAAAGCAUGUAUGGACACAAUGCAGGUGACUUUGAUCAGCUCCUGAUAUGAGAGCCUAUUGAGUGGGACAAAUGAAUGCUUGAGGAAACCUGACCUACACAUUUCUAAGCAGAGGCAUAAUAUAUUUUGGUGACACAUACAGGGAAACUGUUCAUGCGCCAGCCAUAGAGACAUUAAAGAGGUGUACUGUAUCAAAGACCUCUUUAGGCUGCUUUACGUGAACACUGAGCCUUUUAGCAGAUGUUUUGAGAGCUCAGCCCCCCUCCCUGCAAGCACAACAGAAGCAGAACUGACACUGAACGCUGCCUACUUGGCUUAUCCAGUCUAUCUCGCCAUCUCCGGGGGGUGCAGGAUCCAGCUCUGUUAACGUCAUGGUGGGCAUUAUUGCUGCUUGCAGAUGUAGCGCUAUUCGUUGCUACAUUGUUCUGAGGUCAUCAGCAUCCAGAACCUAUUGAGGAUAACCCACAUUGGUGUUUAUAUCAGGCUGUACUUCAUUUGUGCUCAGGGCCCUGGUUUACCAGAUGUCUGUCUCCGCUGUAAGCACAAAGUUAAAGGGGUUGUCUCACUUCCGCAAAUGGCAUUUGGCAUGUAGACAAAGUUAAUACAAGGCGCUUACUAAUGUAUUGUGAUUGUCCAUAUUGUCUCCUUUGCUGGCUGGAUUCAUUUUCCCAUCACAUUAUACACUGCUCGUAUCCAGGGGGUUAUGGCCUUCGCUGCAGUACAGAUACCAGGUGGCCAGGACGGGAGCUGCUGAGCAUGCGCGCCUAUGCGCGCUCUCACAAUCUCGGCCGCCAGAGAUGCUGCCACUUUUUCCUGUAGUGUGCAAGCAUGACCACCGCUACUGGAUUGUAAAGUGGUCAUAACCAUGGAAAGGAGAAGUGUAUAAUGUGAUGGAAAAAUGAAUCAAGCCAGAAAAGGAGGCAAUAUGGACAAUCACAAUACAUUAGUAAGUGUCUUGUAUUAACUUUGUCUACAGGAUAAAUGCCAUUUGCUGAAGUGACACAACCCCUUUAAGAGUUUCCAAAAGUUCUAAAACUAUAAGGGAAUUGUUGCUGGUAGUGCACUGCUAUGAAUAGUUGACUAUUGGCCCAUCAGUAAAAUUAUCGGUUUAGUUCAGACUUUGAAUGCAAAGAUUUAUAGGAAAUGUUUACUGACGUUUUCCAUGUAACGGUUCCAUGAAUUGGCUUUUACAGCAUUUCAUUUUCACCGCACCGCUGGCAUGUGUGCCAACUGUUGGUAAUUUCUGACUAGUCCCUGAACGGAUCUCUCUUACUGAAUUCACCUAGUGAACAGUAUAAAUGCUCUCUCUCUGUAGAUGAUGGCACUUGUCUUAGUUUAUUUAUAAACCCUCUGUCUAUUAUAUUAUUAUUAUUAUUUCUGAUCCAAAGAGUAUUACAAAUACUAUAAAUUACAAUGCUAUAAAUAAUAGCCCUGGUUAUGGAAACAAAACGGGAAAGCAUUGUUUGCACAGAUGCCCAAAGUCUUUUAUAUUCUAGAUCAGGGGUAGGCAACCUACGGCACUCCAGCUGUUGUGAAACUACAACUCCCAGCAUGCCUACUUGUUCUGCUCAUCUAAGAACUCACAUAGAAAUGAAUGGAGCAUGCUGGGAAUUGUAGUUUUGCAACAGCUGUAGUUCCGAAGGUUGCUGAUCCCUGUUCUAGAUCGAUAUUUUUGGACCCUGACGGUUAAUAUACAAUGUCAAUGUCUUUCAAUCUAGAAGAUGUUCAUAUUUGCGAGAAGACAUUAUACAGAAUAGUAAUACUAAUAUGGCUAGUACUUUAUUCUGUAUAAUGACAUUUAUAUAAAUUUAGUAUAGUAACAUUUUCUAUGGAAUGUUUCUGCAGCUACAACCCCCAUCAUCCCCCAUCCCGUUCACAUUUUGGACAGGCACAAGGUGUGCGCCGCUCUUGUCCAUAGGCCGUGUCCGGUAUUGCAGCUGAUCCCCUUUUGGUGAGGCUGAAGUGCAAUAUUAGACACAGGCCACAGGCAAGGGAGGAAAGAAAAGAAUGUUUUUUUCUAAUCUCAGUUAAAUCUUUUCAUAAAUUAUUGCAAAGGUUUGAAUCAUUCUUAUGAAAUCUAUUCGCUCAUGUCCUAUAUGGUCAAUUUUGUUUUUAGCAAUGCAGCCAAACUGUAUUAUUACAGGAUCAAGGAAAGUAUGCACAUGCAGUUAUGAAGGGCUGAGAGUCCGUACAAAGCUAUGGAAGCUGUCAGACUUUUCCUAGCUCAUUAGGAAUCCUUGUCUCUAUGACGUACAGAUGCCCUCUACAGCCCGUUCAUUACAGGGCAUUCAGUGCAAUGAAUCCUGCGUGGCUAUGGUGUGUGGUGAUUGAAGUGAGGUUCUUUAGAUGGUUUGCAAGGAAACAAAAGUUCAAAGUUUGAGUUGUUAUAAAGUUUAUUUUUUGCUUUAGUACAAAAUUUGUGGAGGAGAUUUACUAAAGGUGGUGAACUUGCUGUGUGGUAUGCCAGUCAGAUUCUAAAUUCUGGCAUAUGCCAUAUCCCCCCAAAAACAUCUACUGCUGCCUAAUAUAGCACACCUUUCCGGUUACAUGGCGAUCUUGGGCAUGGAUUGCAGUGUGGCAGUGCAGCCAGAGAAAUGAAUAGGGUCACAGCGCGACUUGCAAGUUAUUGCGACCCCAGAAUCGCGAAAUAAAAUCCAUCAGGGUUGGAUUUUUUUGCAAUUCUGGUAUUGCUGCGACCUUCUUCAUUUCUAUGGCUGCACUGCUGCACACCCAAGAUCGCUGUGAGCCCCAACCUAAACCUUUGGCAGGUCAAUCGCCAGUGAUACAUCUGGGAAGCAAUACCUCUUGCACCAAUUCAAACUAAAUGAUUGUAUAUUUGUGCAGACCUCAAUACUAGUAAAGCUGCUCCUCUGUGCCACGGUGUAAGUGAUGUCUAAUGAUGGUGAGAGUGAUAUCUGUGGUUUGCAUAGGACUUCAUGUAGACCUAUUUCCUUUCCUUUUCACAAACAUUAUAGUCCAGAAAUAACACAUUCGACCCUGCUAGAUCUCCGUUUGGUGAGCAUUACCAGUAUACAAGAAAUCAUUCCGAACAGGAAUAGAUUCAAUUGCUUUAGACACAAAAGAAGCGACGUAGGCCGAGUUUACUUCUUAGUUUAGCUUUUCGUUCUUUCGUCAAUUUGUGUCACUUCAGUCAGAAAUCGAUUAUUUUUGAUGGGGAAAAAAAGUACUGCAUGCACAAAUAAUUGAUCUCUGAUGGAAGUGACAAAAAACUGAUCGUAACUGAUUCUCAAAAUAACGGAUCCAUUUUUUUUUCUGUUCUUCAGAUGGUUCAGAACUAGGGAUGAGCGAAUCGACUGAAACAUCCGAAGUCGAUUUGCAUAAAAUGUUGUUUCAAUACUGUAUGGAGCGAGU
This is a messenger RNA of Bufo bufo (common toad), 5922 nucleotides long. It is a transcript of the gene FZD9, whose product is annotated as frizzled class receptor 9. Lineage: Eukaryota; Metazoa; Chordata; Amphibia; Anura; Bufonidae. The coding region runs from base 735 to 2495 and encodes 586 amino acids. Gene Ontology annotation, cellular component: plasma membrane. The transcript has a single exon. Gene Ontology annotation, molecular function: Wnt-protein binding; Wnt receptor activity. The record is from RefSeq and is a predicted model, not a curated record. Gene Ontology annotation, biological process: non-canonical Wnt signaling pathway; canonical Wnt signaling pathway.